Molecule: messenger RNA, 543 nt
Organism: Lolium rigidum
Lineage: Eukaryota; Viridiplantae; Streptophyta; Magnoliopsida; Poales; Poaceae
Product: receptor-like protein kinase 5
Exons: 3
Coding region: 1-543 (180 amino acids)
Biological process (GO): protein phosphorylation; hormone-mediated signaling pathway
Cellular component (GO): plasma membrane
Molecular function (GO): ATP binding; protein binding; protein kinase activity
Source: RefSeq, a predicted model, not a curated record
AUGGGCAAUCUAAAAAAUUUGUUUCAGUCGAGCGUAGCAGACAAUUUGUUCCAUGGAAGCAUUCCACGAGAAAUUGGAGCAUUGUCCAAUAUGGAGUUGCUAGAUUUUUCUUCAAAUGACCUAAGUGGUUCGAUCCAAGGUUCAACCGCGCAUUGUUUGAAGCUUCGGUACUUGAAUUUGAGUCAGAAUAACUUCAAAGGAAACAUACCUGCCGAGCUAGGGGUGUUGUUCAAUUUACUGGACUUAAGAAAUAAUCAAUUUGUUGAAGCGAUACCAGGCCAACUUAGUGGCCUGAUCAUGCUAGCUAAUUUAAACCUUUCACACAAUGAAUUGAGUGGCACCAUUCCAGCAUCAUUUCAGAUCAUGCAAAGCAUAACAUACAUUGAUGAAUCUUACAAUGAAUUGGGAGGUUGUGCAUCUCCAAUACUCCACAGAGAUAUAACAAGUAACAACAUUUUGCUUGAUUUGGAAUUUAGAGCUUGCAUCUCUGACUUCGGUAUGGCCAAAAUCUCACAAGGCUUGCUGGUAAAAAUCAGUGACUAG